Molecule: messenger RNA, 1764 nt
Organism: Theobroma umbraticum
Lineage: Eukaryota; Viridiplantae; Streptophyta; Magnoliopsida; Malvales; Malvaceae
Product: putative choline kinase 2
Biological process (GO): phosphatidylcholine biosynthetic process; phosphatidylethanolamine biosynthetic process
Cellular component (GO): cytoplasm
Molecular function (GO): ethanolamine kinase activity; choline kinase activity
Source: RefSeq, a predicted model, not a curated record
GUUUGUAACACAAGUCACUUUUCCAGAUAGAUUCGCUCAAAUCCAGGGGACAGAUGGAUUGUUUUUAAAUAAAUAAAUAAUUCAAAGCAGAAAAGCGCCUCAUAAAUCGAAAAACAACAGAAAUACAUCUCCAGAAAAUCCAACGGCCUCGAUUCGUUUUCCGUCCAACUCAAAUCUCUUCCGACCGGUUCCCUACGGUUCCCCAUAAGAUCAGAAAAUCAACUUCUUCCCAUUCAUAGGGAAUAAUUCUUUCGUUUUAUUGGUUCAGGCUUGUUAUUUCCUUGGUGAUAAAUUUGAUUUCAUCAAUAAAUUUGAGCGUAGUUUUUGUGAAGAUUUCGUGGGUUUGUUGUUAUGGGUGCCUCAACUAAUAAAGAGAACAGGUUGCCACGGGAAGUAAAGGAUGCUCUACAAUUGUUGGCUUCUGAUUGGGAUGAUGUGGUGGACUCAAAAGCUUUGCAGGUGAUCCCUCUUAAAGGUGCGAUGACCAAUCAGGUCUUCCAAAUAAAAUGGCCAACCAGGACAGGUGAAGUGUCACGAAAGGUUUUAGUUAGGAUUUAUGGUGAGGGUGUGGAGGUGUUCUUUGACCGGGAUAAUGAGAUCCGUACUUUUGAGUUUAUGUCGAAACAUGGGCAAGGACCUCGCUUGCUUGGACGGUUCCCAAAUGGGCGAAUUGAAGAGUUCAUCCGUGCACGGACUCUAUCAGCAUCUGAUUUGUGUGAUCCAAAUGUAUCAGCUCUAAUAGCAGCUAAAUUGAGGGAGUUCCAUGAACUAGAUAUGCCUGGUCCAAAGAAAGUUUGGCUAUGGGAUAGAUUGCAAAACUGGCUAAAUGCGGCCAAGAGAGUCUGCCCUCUGGAAGAAGCUAAAGCCUUUCGCUUGGAAGUUAUUGAGGAGGAAAUCUCAAUGUUAGAAAAGAAACUCUCAGGGUGCCAUCAACACAUAGGUUUCUGCCACAAUGAUUUACAAUAUGGUAACAUUAUGAUCGACGAAGAGACUAAAUCAAUAACCAUUAUUGAUUACGAGUAUGCAAGUUACAAUCCUGUUGCCUAUGAUAUUGCAAACCACUUUUGUGAGAUGGCUGCUGACUACCAUACAGAAACGCCCCAUAUUAUGGAUUAUAGUAAAUAUCCAGGUUGGGGAGAGCGCUUAAGAUUUCUGCGUAUAUACCUGAACUCUUCAGGUGAGGAACCUCGAGACACUGAAGUGGACCAGCUGCUUAAAGAUGUUGAGCAGUUUACUCUAGCAAGUCAUCUCACUUGGGGCUUAUGGGGAAUAAUAUCAGAACAUGUGAAUGAAAUUGACUUUGACUACAAGGAGUAUGCCAAGCAGAGGUUUCAGCAGUAUUGGAUACAGAAGCCUGAGCUGUUGGGCUCUUCUUGAGCCCCCAUCAUAAAUGUUGGUAAUGGUGAGCAUAGAAAAACCGAAAGGACAAAGGAACAAGUUGGUCUGUUCAAGCAAAUAUUUAAGCUUGGUCAAGGAAGACAGGCUAGUUUCCGAUAUUUCUCUGUUUCAUUAGAUUGUGGAUGCUGAAUCCCAAAACCAAUAAUUUGUAAUUAGCUAAAUCCCAGUGGAGGGAUGAAAUGAUGGCAAAUAAAAUCAGUGAUAUAAUCCUUGAAUCAUUCAUUUGUUUUGAGCUAUGUGUAACAAUACGUCCUAAAGAUCCUGUCAUGGUGCCCAUUUUCAUUUAGUUGGCGAGGCAGUAGUUGAAGUUUUAGCUACUUAGGGUUUGAUAUUUGUUAUAAAUUGAAUUCGUUCUUUUGCUGUUAA